This is a messenger RNA of Neoarthrinium moseri, 486 nucleotides long. RefSeq lists its product as uncharacterized. NCBI's taxonomy places the organism in Eukaryota, Fungi, Ascomycota, Sordariomycetes, Amphisphaeriales, Apiosporaceae. The coding region runs from base 1 to 486 and encodes 161 amino acids. The transcript is spliced from 2 exons. The record is from RefSeq and is a predicted model, not a curated record.
AUGAAGAAGAACACGGGCUCCCACAACCAAGUGGCUGGACUCCAAGCCACGCCCAAGCCGAAGGCCGCGAAGAUCGUGAGACGCUGGAACGAGUACUGGAAGGACGGCCAGCCCGAGAACUGGCAGCAGCUGAUGCGAGACCUCGGCUUCGACAACUUCGAGUUCAAGAGCAAGACGCAGUGUCGCAAGGUAACGUGCCAGGAGGCCCUCGCCGGCAAGCUCCGGAAAGUCUGGGUCAACAUCCAUGAUUUCCUCGACGCGGUCAAGCAGGGAACGCGCGUGCAUCGAUUCAAGAGCCAGCACGAGCUGUCGCAGUAUACGCUGCGCUCGCGCAAGAUCUAUCCUCGGAACCAGGUGGAGGACGGCAGUCCGCUCCGCCAGUUGCUCGCGCACAUAUUCAACCCCAAGCUGCAAGAGAGCAAGGUUGGCGCAAAAGAGGUCAGGGAGAUGGCAGAUAUGUUCGCAGGGAUCACAUUGACAGAGUAA